Hevea brasiliensis (rubber tree) is the source of this 1915-nucleotide messenger RNA. RefSeq names its product probable terpene synthase 3. The record is from RefSeq and is a predicted model, not a curated record. The transcript is spliced from 7 exons. Gene Ontology annotation, biological process: diterpenoid biosynthetic process. The coding region runs from base 21 to 1661 and encodes 546 amino acids. Lineage: Eukaryota; Viridiplantae; Streptophyta; Magnoliopsida; Malpighiales; Euphorbiaceae. Gene Ontology annotation, molecular function: terpene synthase activity; magnesium ion binding.
CUCUUCUUUCAAACACAAACAUGUCCCUUCCAGCUGCAACCCAAAGAGCUCAAGUUCGCCGAACAGCACAGUUUCAUCCAACCGUCUGGGGUGACUACUUCAUCAAGCGCGUAUCCGAUAAUCAGAUGGCAAGUGUUUGGACUGAACAAGCCAAGAUUCUGAAAGAAGAAGUGAGGAGGAUGCUUACCUCUGCUACUGAUCAUAAAGCUUCAGAAAAGCUGAAGUUGCUAGAUGCUAUUCAACGACUUGGGAUUUCUUACCAUUUUGAAGGAGAAAUAGAAGAAGCAUUGAAAAAAAUUUAUCAAGACUUUGAAGAUGACGGGAACCUCUGUACUGUGGCUCUUCGAUUUCGCCUUCUAAGACAGCAGGGCUAUCACGUUUCAUCUGAUGUUUUCAGCAAGUUCAAGGAUGGGGAAGGUAACUUUAAGGAAGAUUUAAUCAAUGAUGUGCAUGGCUUGUUAAGCUUGUAUGAAGCUUCAUAUCUCAGUGUGCAAGGAGAAGAUAUACUAGAUGAAGCUCUUGAAUUCACCAAAACUCACCUAAUAAUGGCAACCCAAUUUGGUUCUCCUCUUGCUGACCAAGUUAGCCAUGCUUUAAGGUGGCCUAUACGCAGAGGAUUACCAAGGAAAGAGUCAAGGGAUUAUUUCUCUAUUUACCAGCAAGACGAGGCAGAUAUUAAACCUUUACUGAAGCUGGCAAAGUUGGAUUACAAUAUAGUGCAGAUGUUGCAUCAAAAAGACAUGAACAUGAUCACAAAGUGGUGGAUAGAUUUGGACUUCACAACCAAACUACCUUUCGCUCGAGACAGAGUGAUCGAAUGCUCUUUCUGGGCAUUAGGAACGUUUUCUGAGCCACAAUAUGUUUUUGCGAGAGAAGUAUUGUCUAAAGCUGUUGCUAUGCUGUCUGUUAUGGAUGAUAUAUAUGAUGUGAAUGGUACGAUUGAAGAACUAGAGCUAUUCACCAAAGUGGUUGAGAGUUGGGAUAUUAGCAUGAAAGAUCAACUUCCGGAUUACAUGAAGGCGUAUUUAGACGCAUUUUUAGAUUUCUACGCUGAAAUAGAGGCAGUAACUACAAAGGAAGGGAGGCCAUUCUGCAUUCACUACGCAAAGGAAGCGGUGAAGAAGCAAGUGAGAGCUUAUAUCACUGAAGCAAGAUGGUUCAACAGUGAUUAUGUGCCAACAUUAGAAGAAUAUAUUUCUGUUGCAGUGAUCAGCUCUACUUACCCUAUCUUGAUAACCUUAUCCUUCUGUGGGAUGGGCGAAGUGGCUUCAAAAGAGGUCUUUGAUUGGCUUUUCACUGAACCUAAACUUUUAUAUGCUGCAUCAGGUCUUGCCAGGCUCAUAGAUGACAUCAGGUCCCAUGAGUUUGAGCAAGAAAGGGGACAUGUUGCUUCAGCUGUGGAAUGCUAUAUGAAGCAACAUGGCGUAUCACAGCAGGAGGCAUAUGAUGAGUUAUACAAAAUAGUCAUAAAUUUGUGGAAAGACCUCAACGAGGAGCUCCUGAAAGAAACUGCAGAUAUUCCAAAGCCUAUUUUGAUGUGUAUUCUGAACAUUGUAAGGGUCAUGGAUGUUGUUUACAAAGAUGAAGAUAGUUAUACAAACUCCAAGACUUCACUCAAGGAUAUCCUGGCUACUUUCCUAGUCAAUCCUGUAGCUGUUUAAGCCCUGAAGUUUCUGCAAUUGCUUCUUCUUCAUCUUCACCGUGCGAUAUAACUAUAUAUAUGGAACAAAUAAUGGGUGUGUGAAUUUCAGUUCAAGCAUUAAGAAGGGUUUUAAAACUUGUGUUGCUCUGCAAAUUUGGAUGUGUAAUAGAACUAGUUUUGAUGCCUUGUUAUUGAGGCAGAAGAUCCUCUGUUUGUAUUUGUUAUUGUGUGACAUAAUGCCUUAAAAGUCUCAAUUAAUUGGCUUGGAGAUCA